CUCUAUCCCGGGCGAAGCAUCCCAGCCUCGGCACAACUACAGAACUGUUUCGCAUAGAUGAGUUGUUCCCAAUCCCCUCAUCAGCAUCGUGACCUGUCCUCAAGCGUUCUCUCCGCCACCCGAGCCAUCAUUAUUCCCCCUACAAACCCGUUUACCAUAUUUUUAUGAACUCCGGUUCGGCACGUAAAUUGUCACGGCCCGGAUUUAUCUCUUCGCUUUUAAUAUGCAUUCCCACGUUAUCCUUGACAUCUUUUCGAGUGAAUGAAUCGGGGAAAGCAGACUCUCCAGGAGAAGCGAGGCUUUGUAAGGGAGAUGAGGACUACAAUAACAGAACGUUGCAACCAUGCAAAAGGCAACGCAUGAGUGCUCUCAUCGCUGCCUCAUGUAAGAUUGACGUUAUAUCUAAACACAUUGUCGACGACGAUGGCAUCGACGCCAUGGCGUUCCUGUAUGCGCACAUUGUCCGGGUCGGCAUUCGCGGAGCCGCAGGUUCCGAGGAUGAGCCCAGACUCUUUGACAGUUUUAAUGAGUGUUGGCGCUUUCACCUGUUCGCCCGAUGAUGUAAUGGUGGUCAGUGGGCCGGCAAGUCUGACGCGCCAGUGGACGAAAUAGGUGGUAACUCACCAAAGGCGAAGCUUCACAGACGAUCCCCAGCAGAUUGUUCGAUUUCGCAAA
Fimicolochytrium jonesii is the source of this 675-nucleotide messenger RNA. RefSeq lists its product as uncharacterized. The transcript has 2 exons. NCBI's taxonomy places the organism in Eukaryota, Fungi, Chytridiomycota, Chytridiomycetes, Spizellomycetales, Powellomycetaceae. The record is from RefSeq and is a predicted model, not a curated record. The coding region runs from base 165 to 560 and encodes 131 amino acids.